AAAAUAUUAGAUUAAAAUAAAAAAAUUCGAACCCUCCGGACUCUGUCCUCCUUCCGCCGCUCCGGCCUCAUUCCUUCCGCCUCGCCGAUCCCGCCGGCGGGAUGGCUGGCCCGCGCCCCCUCCCCCGCCGGAUCCUCCGUCUCGCCGUAUCCAUCGCGGUCGCCGCCUUCGCCUUCUUACCUACCCCCGUCUCCGGUAUCCGGAAGGACAUUGGCUUUGUUGAACCAAUUAUGUGCCGAAGCACUGUUCAGGGACGGCAUCUGAUCUCUGAUGAUAAUGGUUAUGUAUGCUCUGCACUUUCAAUCAAUCCAUGGUCUCACUGUUGCCCAACAACAGCGGACCGCUUUUCCUGCCAGGGCUGCAAACAUGAUUUACAGUGCUGCAACUCUUAUGAAUAUUGUGUUUCUUGCUGUUUGAAUCCUUCUAAGACCAAGAAAGAAGAUGUGCUGAAGCUGAAGGAACAUACACAAAUGUUUUUGAUUUCUGCAUGGGAAGAUGCCGCCAUAGCUCUGCAAGUGUGGUUCAUGGAAAAUGCCUACGCCAGCGACUUCCAUCAUUGUUUUUCCGUGCAGCAAAAUUCUUCAGGAUCAACUGAAUCUAGUUCUGUAUCAAAGUUGUUGGGUAUUAAUGUCGUAGUAGGAAGGCCAGGAGAAUCUUGCAGCUUGGUUUGCAAAGUAAGAGGACAGUCAUGUGUUCCGAGCAGGCUCUCUGUCCUGAACAAAUGUGAGAUUUUGCAGAAAUAUAUGAGAUGCAAAAGCGGCUGCUUUCACAGUCUUGGACCAUAUCAGCCUGCUGAAGUUGUUGUUGAAGCUCCGACCAGCUUGAAUCCAGGAGCAUGCUUAUAUAUGCAGAUGGAUGAGCGGCUCACAUGUGAUGGUUCACAUCAACAUACCCGGAGGCUCUGUCCAUGUGCAUGAGAAGGAAAAAAAGUAAUGUGACACACAUAAGACAGUAGAGAUAGUUUUCCCUGCAAAAGCUUCUUUCAUGCUUUAGAGUUAGACUCAUUUAAUUGCCAAGAUAUGAACAAAGUAGGUUUUCUCACGUUAGUCACACUCACACUCAAUGGACGCGAAACAAGUGGAGAUGAUAAGCUGAAAACCACUGAUUCUCCAUCAUCUCCAUGAUGAACAACCAUUCUGCAUACUGGUUGCUACAAGCCCUCAACACAAACAUCCUACUUUCGAGCAGGAUCGUGGAUGCAAAGGAAAUGGGGUACCUGCAAAUCUUUGCAUGAUAUUUGGUAGGAUGUUGCCUGCUGAAUGAAAAUGUAUGCAACAUUGGUAAUGCGUUGCUCUAUGUACAUACCAUCGACUGCAAGACGCAUUGUAUCCAUACUUUCCUCAUAAUUUAUAUUUGUGGCUGUCCUGUGCAGGCUGUUUCUCUUUCUUGUCUGCAAGCAUCAUUCAUGUGCAGAGCAAACACCUGAACCAAUUAUAUUCAUAAUAUAUUGCACAAGUUCUCAUGCAUGUUGAAGAAAGUAAGACAAAUAAAACUACAGAUACAUGUUCUUUUAAAUCAAUUACAUCAUGCCAGCAUCUCUGCAUCACAGACUCCCAUGCCUUUUUUUCCAGCCUCAAAAGGAGUAGUUAGGCUUGAAAUCUUUCAUAAACUUUGGUCUGUCCCUCCCUUUGUUAUCAUCUUUGCUCUGACCAGCAGCUGUAGCACUCUCCUCUGCUGCGGCUUCAUUUUCCUGGCCCUCUUCCUCGAAGGCCGGGUGGGUGAGGAUGUUCCCUAGCAGUUGUGUCCCCCUGAGGGCAUUGGUGAGCGGCAGGUGACCUUCAGGUGUGUCAUCCUUCAUCUCCCAAAUGAACUCAUCAGGAAAUGCCCUGUAGUUGUACUGCUCUAUCUCGGUGUCUAGCUUCUUCAUCCAGCCAACCUUGAUGAAGAAGCGGGUGAAGUCACGCCGUGACUUCUCCCAAAGCCGCCGCUGAACGCUGUACCCAAACUUGCCAUUGCUGUGCUCCUUCCAGAGCUUGUCAAUGGUGCGGAGGUCCUCGGUGGAGAUGAACUGGACCUCAGAGAAGAAGACGUACCCUCGCCGCCCUGCAGACUCCCCCGCGAGCUCGAUGAGGAGCGCCCGGGUGGUGUCAUCGGCUUGGCGGUAGUCCCUUGCUGCGAGCUGGCGACCAAGCAGGUCUAUGGAGGGGGAGGGUGGCGAGUCUGCUGCUGCGGCAGGGGUGACUGGAGUCGGAGCUGAUGAGUUGGCAGUCGAAGUUGUGGUCACCGAAGGGGAGGUGUUGGAGUAGAGCCUGAAGGAAAUGCUGCCGCUGUUGUUAGAGAGCUUCAGUAGAGCAGAUGGGGAGCUGUCAUGGCUGCCGCCAGCGUUGACGAAAGAGUGGUGUUGGGGAAGAAGAAAGGAUUGGAGAGAAGCAUUCGCCAUUGAUGGCAGGAGGACUGAGAUGAGAAUGGAGGGAAGGGAUAUGAGAGGGAGACGAUGAUAAAG
This is a messenger RNA of Panicum virgatum (switchgrass), 2443 nucleotides long. RefSeq lists its product as uncharacterized. The transcript has 11 exons. Bases 102 to 917 code for a protein of 271 amino acids. Lineage: Eukaryota; Viridiplantae; Streptophyta; Magnoliopsida; Poales; Poaceae. The record is from RefSeq and is a predicted model, not a curated record. Gene Ontology annotation, biological process: positive regulation of SREBP signaling pathway.